AUGUCAAACGAUAAGAAAAUCAUAGGUUAUAGUGACAUAAGUACUAUAACCAUUCAAUAUGAAUUAACGAUUGACACCGGAAAUGCGCAGAACUUUUUAAACCUUGAAUCUGACAAUACAAAUAAAGUUUUGGUGCUUAAAUGCAAUUUCAACUGGUUGUUUUUAAAUAAGAAUUUUAGCGAUGUCAUUCUAAAAACUGCAUGUGAAAAGGAAAUUCCUGCGCAUACGGGUGUGCUGAGUAUCGCGAGUUCAGUAUUCAAAGACAUGUUUAACCGUAAUAUGUUGGAAAACAGAAGUAAAUCGGUGAAUUUGAUCGAUGUCAGUUAUGAAGCUGCAGUUGAGUCGCUGCGUUACAUCUACACAGGUGUUGUGGAGACCCAAGAAUUUUCUCUGACUUCUGAACUUUUGACGGCUGCAGACGAAUAUCAAAUUGAAGAAUUGAAAAAUGAGUGCGAAGAAAUAUUGAGCUCCAGUUUAUCCAUUGAAAAUGUUGUCAAGGCUCGCAAAAUUGCUGAUAAGUGUAGCGUGAAACAUUUGAAAAAGGAAGCAGUUGAUUUUAUCAAACGUAAUAUAAGCGGACCAUUGGACUAUGAUGAUAUAAGUAAUAUGAUUCUUGUUGAGUUGCUGAGAUACAUCUACACAGGUGGCGUUGAAACUCGUGAAGUCUCCUUGGUAAUUGAUCUUUUGACAGCUGCUGACAAGUAUCAAGUAAAUGAAUUGAAAAAUAAGUGUGAAGAAUUAUUGAACUCUAAUUUAUCUACUGAGAAUGCUUUGGAAAUUCUAAAAAUUGCUGAUAAAUAUGACAUGAAAAGUUUUAAAAAAAUAGCGACGGAUUUUAUAAAAUUGCAUAUUAUCGGACCUUCGAAUUCAGAUGAUUUAGGCAGCAAAAACCAAACCAGUGUCAAGUCCGUUUUUACGUUCCUGGAUGGGCUUGAAGGUUUCCAGCUCAACGAUGAUUUGAUUGCAACAGGUUCGCAAGUCUAG
Trichogramma pretiosum is the source of this 984-nucleotide messenger RNA. Its product is annotated as speckle-type POZ protein-like. Gene Ontology annotation, molecular function: ubiquitin protein ligase binding. Gene Ontology annotation, cellular component: cytoplasm. The transcript has 4 exons. Gene Ontology annotation, biological process: regulation of proteolysis; proteasome-mediated ubiquitin-dependent protein catabolic process. The coding region runs from base 1 to 984 and encodes 327 amino acids. The record is from RefSeq and is a predicted model, not a curated record. NCBI's taxonomy places the organism in Eukaryota, Metazoa, Arthropoda, Insecta, Hymenoptera, Trichogrammatidae.